Messenger RNA from Schistocerca serialis cubense, 954 nucleotides. RefSeq names its product atherin-like. The record is from RefSeq and is a predicted model, not a curated record. The transcript has a single exon. Bases 1 to 954 code for a protein of 317 amino acids. Lineage: Eukaryota; Metazoa; Arthropoda; Insecta; Orthoptera; Acrididae. Gene Ontology annotation, molecular function: zinc ion binding; nucleic acid binding.
AUGGCUGGGAAGCAGAUUGUCGCCGCAUUGGCAACUCUCAUUAACGCGAUGGGGUUCACCGGCGGCCGCCAAUGGCAGCCAAGGCGCAAGCGAACGCAGCGGGACAGGACGAUGCUCCAAUGCUACAACUGCCAGCGGCUGGGGCACACCGCGCGCGGGUGUAAGAACGCCGUCGCGUGCUUGAAGUGCGCGGCGGCUCACGACACCCGCAGCUGCACGAAGCCUCGUGGGGUAGCCUGCGUCUGCGCGAACUGCGGCGGACCGCAUGCCGCCAACUCGCGUAGCUGCGGCUACCUCCGCGAGUCACGCCGUCUACCCGCCGCACCACGCCCUGCGGCGACGUCAGGCGCCUCGACGGCUGCCCCGCCCCCCCGCUUCGGCGAGGGGUGCGAGCCGCGCCGACUUGAGGCCACCACCGACAAAGCUAUGGCCGGCUUCCAAGCCGCCUUCGCGGCCGAAAGGGCCGCACUGAUGGACGAGCUCACAGCUGUGCAAGGCCAGCUCCAGCAGCUACGCGACGAGCUGCGGGCCAUCAAGAAGCAGCCGCCAGAUCGCGCCGCCACCCCCGCCGUGAGUCGUCCGAUGGGGGUAGACGCGGCCACGCAAACCACCGCUCCUCCUGCAACAGUUCAGGAGGUGGCGCCCAUGGAGACAGAGGAGGUGCCGCCGAGGCUGCCCCCCUCCAAGGUGGCAGCCACAAGCAAGGGAACUACCGCGCCUCCUGACUGCUCGCAAGCCGAGCAACCAAAGAAGAAGAGGAAGGUGCGGCUACCAUUCCCAAGAGUGGACGAUGUGCAGGAAAUCCUCAAGUACACUGCCUCAUCACUGAAGAGCGGGUCGUACCCCCAAUCACAUCUCCCAUACCCCUACACCCCACCCGGCCAGUCUAAGCCUCCCCUCCCCCAUCAACCGCUCGACCUACGGACAUAUAGAUGGCGUACCAUACUAGCGUAA